Juglans microcarpa x Juglans regia is the source of this 1760-nucleotide messenger RNA. RefSeq lists its product as uncharacterized. The record is from RefSeq and is a predicted model, not a curated record. The transcript has 10 exons. NCBI's taxonomy places the organism in Eukaryota, Viridiplantae, Streptophyta, Magnoliopsida, Fagales, Juglandaceae. Bases 65 to 1528 code for a protein of 487 amino acids.
GAUGCAGAUGUUAUGAGAGAGAGAGAGAGAGAGAGAGAGAGAGAGAGAGAGAGAUAGAGAGAGAAUGGGGGCUUGUGGUUCGAGGCCACAGGGCUGCGUGGGAGGUAAACUCCGUUUGCCUAGGAAGAAAAAGAAUAAUCGGAAGCGAAGAAGACUCUCUAAGCGCCGUGUUUCAUCUAAUACCCUCGAGCCUAAGGUCGAUUCCCGGGGCCCCAUUGAUCGUUCUUACUCUAAUCCUAAUUUCCAAGCAAGUAUAGAUGCGGCAUGGUUUGAUUCUGCCUCAGUGCUCGAGUCCGAAUUGGACGACGAGUUUUAUAGCAUUCAUGGUGAUGCUUUUUCUCCGAACGGCUCUGAAUCAACGUUUUCGUCCCGAAAGGAUUUUAAUUUCGAAAAGAAUUGCGAAAACCAGUCUGCCAUAGAGGGUUCUAGAAAUCUGAAUGCCAAUAAGGUUCAUUGGAAAGAUUCCAAGUCUCUGUUCAAAUCCGAUGUGUGUUGUAGAGGGGAUGAAGCAGUAACACCGGAUCAUAGUGGUAUUCUUCCGAAUACUUGCUUGCCGUGUCUUGCUUCUACUGGAACUGCGGUGGUUGAAAAAAGAAGAACAUUCGGUUCUGGCGCACCGAGUUUGAGGAGAAGAGCGCCAUCGAAGCUUUCCUUCAAAUUCAGGGAAGGACUUGCUGAUCCGACAAUUGUUUCACCCAAGGCGCUUCUGCAAAGACCGAUAGCAGGUUCCUCGAUUUCUAACUGCCCCUUAGAGAAGAGAAUGCCUGAUUGUUGGUCACAUAUAGAACCAUGUGCUUUCAAAGUCAGGGGGAAAAAUUAUUUUAGGGAUAAAAAGAAAGAUUUUGCUCCAAACCGUGCUGCGUAUUAUCCUUUCGGCGCUGACGUCUUCCUAUCUCCGAGGAAAAUUGAUCAUAUUGCUCGUUUUGUGGAACUUCCUCAUAUAAAUCCACAUGGAGAAAUCCCUUCCAUACUUGUUGUAAAUAUUCAGAUACCAUUAUAUCCUGCCACAUUUUUUCAAAGUGAAACUGAUGGAGAAGGAAUGAGCUUGGUUUUCUACUUUAAGCUAUCUGAAAGUUAUUUAAAAGAGCUUCCCACUCAUUUCCGAGAAAGUAUCAAUAGGUUGAUCAAUGAUGAAGUGGAGAGAGUUAGAGGUUUCCCUGUAGACACAAUUUCCUCUUUUAGGGAAAGAUUAAAAAUCUUGGGCAGGCUGGCAAAUGUGGAGGAGCUUCAUCUAAGUGCGGCUGAGAAGAAGCUUAUGAAUACUUACAAUGAAAAACCCGUUCUAUCACGCCCUCAACAUGAGUUUUAUUUGGGACAAAACUACUUUGAGAUCGAUAUUGAUAUGCACAGAUUCGGCUACAUUGCCAGAAAAGGUGUAGAAGCAUUCCAGGAAAGGUUGAAGUUAAGCAUCUUGGAUUUUGGCCUGACAAUUCAGGGCAACAAGGCAGAAGACUUGCCAGAGCAUAUCUUAUGUUGCAUAAGGUUGAAUGAAAUAGACCGCACUAACUAUAACCAACUGAGCCUUUGAUACAUAAGUGAUCGAAUGCUGUCAGGGUUUUCAAUCAAUGAAGAAAUGAUCGAGUGUGUCAUCCUCAAUAUCUAUUGAGACGCCCUCCCUGUUGUAUCUUGUCGGUCGAAAAUUAACUUUAGUAACUCGAAUUUUGAAGCGCAAGGGCCUCAUUCAUUUGUACAGAAGUUCAAACUAGAAAUGUAAGGUUCUGAAAAAGAUAACAUAAUAAAAUGCAGUGAGUUUUUCUUUA